AUGUCCUCCAGCGAGUUCGACACAGUUCCCAAUGGCGCAUACAACACCAUUAAGCCUUGGAAGGUGAACAUCCCGCAGCAGCGGCUUGACGACCUCACAGCUGUGCUUAGACUCACACCUCUGGCACCACCGAUAUACGAGAACUCUCAGGGCGACUGGCAUUUCGAGAGCGGAGUAUUUGACUGGAGGAAACACGAAGCAUACAUCAACACCUUCCCACACUUCAAAGCCCAAGUCCACGAUGAGACACUCAGCAAUACCUUCGACAUCCACUUCGUGGCCCUUUUGUCGUCACGCAAGGACGCCAUCCCCAUCGUGUUCCUGCACGGCUGGCCGGGCAGUUUCUUGGAGUUCCUCCCGAUCCUCGAAACGCUCCGCUCGCGAUACAAGAGCGCCUCGGAUGAUCUCCCUUACCAUCUGACCGCCGCCGGUCUACCGGGGUACGCAUUCUCCUCGGCGCGGCCGACCGACAUGAACUUCACCACGGACGAUGUGGCGCGGAUCUUCGACCGUCUGGUGUUGUCACCGACCACCUCGGCUUGA
This is a messenger RNA of Exophiala aquamarina CBS 119918, 543 nucleotides long. RefSeq lists its product as uncharacterized. Bases 1 to 543 code for a protein of 180 amino acids. The transcript has 2 exons. Gene Ontology annotation, molecular function: epoxide hydrolase activity. NCBI's taxonomy places the organism in Eukaryota, Fungi, Ascomycota, Eurotiomycetes, Chaetothyriales, Herpotrichiellaceae. The record is from RefSeq and is a predicted model, not a curated record. Gene Ontology annotation, biological process: epoxide metabolic process.